This is a messenger RNA of Hippocampus comes (tiger tail seahorse), 3291 nucleotides long. It is a transcript of the gene glis3, whose product is annotated as GLIS family zinc finger 3. The record is from RefSeq and is a predicted model, not a curated record. The coding region runs from base 241 to 2655 and encodes 804 amino acids. Gene Ontology annotation, biological process: regulation of transcription by RNA polymerase II. Gene Ontology annotation, molecular function: RNA polymerase II cis-regulatory region sequence-specific DNA binding; DNA-binding transcription factor activity, RNA polymerase II-specific. Gene Ontology annotation, cellular component: nucleus. The transcript has 11 exons. Lineage: Eukaryota; Metazoa; Chordata; Actinopteri; Syngnathiformes; Syngnathidae.
GGGGAGAAAAAAAAAAGUUACUGGAAACAGAAGAGUGACGUUGAGAUUUGCGCACCCACCCAUCCCAACACGGUGCCUGUUACACCAGUGCUGUUGUUGCUCACUUUGCACUCUGAGCGGAGGAAGCAUGUCACCAUGAGAAACAGCCGCAACAACAACAACAUCAAGUAUGAGCCAAAAAGCAGCAUGCCAAACCUAAAAGGCGCCGGAUCCAUAUGAGCUCCCUCUGAACACUCGGCCAUGAGUGGAAAGGGUUGCCAGCUCCUGGUGUCGCCAUGCGGCAUGUCCCCGUCGCUGGGGAAGAUAAGAGGGCACCAGUCCCAGGUCGUCAAGGUGCCCGUGGCAUCCCCUCCGCGGGGCAGUUUUCCCUUCUUGGGUGCGAAUAAAGUAAGCAGCGGGAAGCAGAACGGCGGCCCUGUGACCCUGCCGAGCCUGAGCCUCCACAGGAAGGUGUUGACAAAUGGGAAGCGGGACGUCAAGCCGGCGACAUCGCUGUACCAGCAAGAUGCGACCAUUCAAGGAGGCUCUUCCAAAAAAGCAGGUAGCUGCGGUUCCAGACCUGCCAUUGAAGUUCUCCGGCAUCCUGCCGGUUCGAACCCCACGGUAACCAGCUCACCAAUGUCAGUUGUCCCUGGUCAUCAACACGAUGUUGUUGCGUCUUACCACCCGCCUCUUGAUGCCAGGUCGGUACUAUCGAGAGAAUCCCUGGCGUCCACCACCCUCAGUCUUUUCGAAAGCCAGUCGGUGUUUAGCGGACGAAACGAUUGGCCUUUUGGCUACCGUGUCCAACCGCCGCUGGGGCAGGCGCCGUGUUCCGCCCUGGCCGGCGAAAGCGGUGAGCAACUCGGCCUCCCCCUUGGCAGAACCGUGUCCAGCACAGAGGCUUCUGGCGGCACGAGCACGUCGGCCUCCCUGCCCUCGUAUCUUUUCGCGGGUGAUGCCGGGAGCCCCAGACAGCAUAACGUAAAGAAGAGAGCUCUUUCCAUGUCCCCUUUGUCGGACGUGAUGGGCGCCGAUUUCAACUCCAUCAUACGCACCUCACCUACAUCGCUUGUGGCUUAUAUCAAUAGCUCUCCGACAUCUCACUCUACUCUCUCGCCCGUCCAGUCCGAGGGCUAUGGCCACUUCCUGGGCGUGAAGGGCUCUUACAUCCCCCAGGUUCAUCCCUACGCGAUGCCAGAUUCUUUACCAGCUCUGAUUUCACCGGGCGAGUGCAGUCGCAAGGUUCUGGAAGAGGGCGGGGCUCCGGGGAGUCAGAUGGCUAACAUGGUGGUGGAACAACAGUGCCUUCCAAAUUCUCAGAAAGUGGCCGCACUGGGAAAUAUUUCCGAAACCUGUAGCGAGGAGACUAACCACAGACCAACUCCGCAGCUACAGUCGGUUCCACUGCCUGUUGAAGAAGCUAUUAUUCCACAGGGACCUCCACCGCCCUACCACUCCCACCGCCACAUUCACCUUCCCAGAAUUCACCACAAAAUAAGGACCCAAGACAUUGUCAACCAGGGUCCCGUGGUUGCACCCCGGCACGGCCUCAGCUUUUUCCCCCAGAUUCCGAUGCUGGAGGAAGAAGAGGGAGAAACGGAGGACUACGGCGCCCACCGAUGCUUGUGGGCGGACUGCAGUGCAGUCUAUGACCAAAAAGACGAGCUGGCGAAGCACAUAGAAAAGCUACACGUGGACCAGAGGAAAGCGGAGGACUUCACAUGCUACUGGGCGGGCUGUCCGCGGAACCUCAAGCCUUUCAAUGCCCGUUACAAGCUUCUGAUCCACAUGAGGGUCCAUUCCGGAGAGAAGCCCAACAAGUGCAUGUUCAAGGGCUGCAUGAAGGCUUUCUCCCGCCUGGAAAACCUAAAGAUCCACCUGCGCAGCCACACGGGGGAGAAGCCGUACCUGUGCCAGCAUCCAGGAUGCUUCAAGGCCUUUAGCAACUCCAGCGACAGAGCCAAGCACCAGCGCACCCACCUGGACACAUCAGAUUUUGGGAUGUGGAUUCAGAAGCCGUACGCGUGCCAAGUGCCAGGCUGUGCAAAGCGCUACACUGAUCCCAGCUCUUUGAGGAAGCACGUCAGGUCCCAUUCCACUGCGGAGAGACAGCUACGGAAAAAGAUGAAAUCCACAUCUGAUGUGACCCAAGAGUCUCUGACAGACUGCUUAACCAUCCACCAUUUGCACCACAGCCUCUCUCCACCAGCCAGGAGAGACAACUUGAUAGCGUCCUCCACAGCCUCUCGAGAGCCAUUCUCAACUGGUCCACAGGGAGGCGACUCCCCCCACGAUCCUCACACGGCUCUUAUGUGCACCCUGCCAGACAGUCGCAGGUUCGUCGAUCCUCCUCCUGGCCAGCUUUUCUGCACUGACCCCUGCCCGGCACUCUCACGCCUUCCCCAUCCUCCCAGUGGUGCAUCCAUGCGGUCCAGUCGGACCCCCGGAUCGGCAGCAGACCACAGCACAGAUCUCUCAGGGCAGAUGGAGGCACUCUUUCCCUACGACGGGAUGUCAGCGCGGGCCGAGUCCGGUCACCUCGGGCAAGCGGACGCCUUUGGAGGCAGCGGGAUCUGCAACACAGGGUUUGACGUACAAACGUCAGGAGGUGACUUCUUCAACGUGAUGGAAGCCCAUGCGUGCCAAGUGUACCGUAACCCAACAGAGGAAUGACAGCACGCCAACCUGUGGCAUUCUUUCCUUUGCACUAUUUUUGGACGCAACGUCAAGAACACAUAGACUUGACAGAAUCUCUUGCUUCCAAAUAAGAGGGUGACUUUAUAUUGAAGUAUUGAGUUUGAUCCACAAGUAUUUGGAAAAUCAUUGAUUUGAUCAGGGAAUCAUUAACUUUUUGGGCCCAGGUGGUUCCUCAUUAUCAGAACACCAAUUUAAUGUAACAUGUACACUCCUAAAUGUAGUAAGAAUUCAAAAGUAGCCUAUGUUUGUCCGAAAAAAGUCAGCGCCCCUUGCUCAUUUGAGGCGAAUGAGCAAAGCUGGUUUGAUUGAUGGCAAAUCAAGUCGGCGGCGUUCAUGUCUACAACGGCGCAAACUGCCCUUUAUUCAAUGCGCCGGCUUGCAUGUGUCCACGAAAGGAACAAAACAUGGUCUAAGCCAUAUCUGUGCAGAUUUACACCGCGAGUCAUGUCUGACUAUAGAACUAAUUGCAUUUGGAUGCAGAAUACUUUUGUCUGUACGUCUGGUACGUCAUUUUCACCUUCCCCCACAGGCUUACAUUAGUCACUAUAGUAACAAGAUUGAUAAUUUCACUGCAGUAUUCUGUGCUGAAAAAAAAACUAUAUAUGGUUUCUU